AUGACAUCACAUGUAGAUCCUCAACGCAUGCCAGAUGAACACAAGGUCAAGUCAGAGUCCAGACUCAAUGUAUCGAUGUCAAAACUGUUCGAGAUAGAAAUAGAUACUUUUGCUAGUAACAAGGGAUAUCCGCCCUCAGGAACGCGGAUGAAGCCAGAUAUUCCGGACCGCUCCCGAACCUCUUCCCGUUCCUAUUACACUGUGCAGACAAGACUUGGAUUCUUGACCCGUCCAUCUUUCAAUCUAAACCCCUUGCAACUAAUAUCCACAAAUCCACGUGUACAUCCAUCCGAUGAACCUCGAUCUCUCACGGUAGAGCAGGCAUGGCAAUUCCAAGAAAUCGAUUAG
This is a messenger RNA of Botrytis byssoidea, 348 nucleotides long. RefSeq lists its product as uncharacterized. Lineage: Eukaryota; Fungi; Ascomycota; Leotiomycetes; Helotiales; Sclerotiniaceae. The coding region runs from base 1 to 348 and encodes 115 amino acids. The record is from RefSeq and is a predicted model, not a curated record. The transcript is spliced from 2 exons.